AUGGCAAUGUUGGACAUUGCUGGGCAACCCUGGCAUCUAGCAGUUCAAGCUGAAGAGAUCCUAUGCAACAUACACUGGAUUGGAGAUUGGAACAAGUUCUGCACUGAUGGUUUUCCGACCGCAGCUUGCGACGCAGAAGAUGGUAAAGUCGAUGAUGGGGAUAGAGAUGCAGUCUGGCAACCUGCAAUUGCAUCUCCAGCUGCUUCAGAGCCGCAGCCUCAUGUCAAACAGCUCUACCAAUUUGCAGCCAAACUUUGCCGGAUAGUUCCUGGGUUGCCUAUGAAUGGUCGUUCAGGUCCCUCGAACAAUCGAGUCACGUCCACACCAACGACCAAGCUGCAACACCAAGCACUUCAAUGCCAGGCAUGCAUCCAUGCCAAGGUUAAGCCUCAGCCAGUGAAAGCAUCUUUGCACUUGCAAGCGCUUCAGCCCUCUUCUCCGCAAGCUGCUUGGCAAUGUGAGCUCGGAGCUCCUGCACGCGCUGUUGGAUCGAAGCAAAGCAGCCAACUUCAUACGCGCCAGCCCAGCGGACAAAAUGAGGGCCCGGGCUCAGAGUGUCUGGAUCAGGUAGAUCAGGUUCCCGUGGUGACAUGCACGGACAGGAAGUCCCACGAGUGCCCUGCGCCCUUGACGCAGCAGCAACGCCGCGCCGCCUCGCAGCGCCGACAGGCGGAACAGGAGAAGCUCCGCAGGUAUGCUGAAGGCUUGCCAGCCGAGACCGUGGAGGAUGCAAAAGACGGCGACCCACGCGGCCGUUCCAGCGCGUCCGCGCCGCCGAACCGCGCACGGCCGCCGCUCUUGCCGAGCCUGGAGCGGCGGAAACCAGAGGAGAGCCGGGAGCGUGACACUGGGGCCCAAGCGAACCGCGAGGGCGGAAGCCGCGGCAGCCGCCGUGGAAGCCGCGGCCGCUCCAGCAUUUCGCCCUCGCCCAGUGUGGUCUCGCUGCCCGAUAUCGAGACGGGCCUGGUGGCGGGAAGCGCCCAGGUAGCGGUGGUCGGGCUCGCACCCGCGGGCCCUGCGAGCCCGACCCUGGAAGUGCUACCAGCACUGGAGGCGGAACUACCCGAAGCGGUCGAGGAGUUGGCAUCACCGAGCGUCGCCAUGCAAGAGCCGGGCGCUUCGUGUGACAUGUUUCACUCAGAUCAGGUGGCAGAGAAGGCUGAUGCAAGUUUAGCUGCAUCGAUUGGGUCAAUGAACAGUGUAUCAGGCUACGUGCAACUGGAUGAGCCUGAUGUGCACGUACGUAUUCAAUGUAGUGACGAUGAAUUUGCAGUCGAAAUCAGAACUGAUUAG
This is a messenger RNA of Durusdinium trenchii, 1293 nucleotides long. The record is from the annotation of a GenBank genome assembly. Lineage: Eukaryota; Dinophyceae; Suessiales; Symbiodiniaceae.